GGGCGCGGGGCAGCGAUCGCUGGGGCGCCCGGGGCCGGGGUGCGCCCUGCCCGCACCCUGCCCGCACCCUGCCCGGCGGGAUGGCGAGGGGGCAGCUCUCGGGGGGUGCCUGGGGGGCCCUGGUGCUGCUGGGGCUGAUGCUCCCGGCGGCACCGGCGGGCGCCUGGUACAAGCACGUCGCCAGCCCCCGGUACCACACGGUGGGACGCGCCUCGGGGCUGCUCAUGGGCGUCCGCCGCUCCCCGUACCUGUGGCGCCGGGAGCUGCCGGCCGAGCCCCCGCGACGCCCCCCGGGACCCGCCGCCGCCCCGCCGCUGCCCCCGGGCCGCCCCGACGGCGAGAGCCCCCCGCCCGCCCCGCCGCCGCCCGGCCCCGGCCCCGGCCCCGGCCGCCUCCUGCAGCGCCUGCUCCGGCGGGGCUGGGGCUGGGGCGGCCCCCGCCCGGCUCCCGCCCGGCCCCCCCCCGGGCCCCGCCAGGCUCAGCUUCUCCCCCUGGAAGACAUGGCUCUGAUCCGCUGAAGGGGCCGCUGCCAGCGCCGGAGGAGCAUCAACUGCCCGAGGUGGAAACUGCUCACCCUGCCUGGCGAGGAAGAGUCUCAUCGGUGGAUGUCCGGGUACUCUGACCUCUCUGACACCACAUAGACAAUUGCAUUCCCGAACAACCCUGGUUUUUCAUGGCUGCUGCCUACUCGCAGUGGUAAAUUCAUGUCGGUUUCAGGUCAACCCGUGCUCUGAACUUGGGGAGAAAUAAACAGGGAAGAGGAUUUAUUUUUGUUGAUUUUUUUUUUUUGGUAGCUUUCUGGACUAGCUGGUUUGCAAUGUGACACAACCAUGUCCCUUUGCUCCCUAGGAACCUGCCCUCAUUAAAUGAGAAUCGAUCAAAGGAA
Molecule: messenger RNA, 886 nt
Organism: Strigops habroptila (Kakapo)
Lineage: Eukaryota; Metazoa; Chordata; Aves; Psittaciformes; Psittacidae
Gene: NPW
Product: neuropeptide W
Biological process (GO): feeding behavior; G protein-coupled receptor signaling pathway
Molecular function (GO): G protein-coupled receptor binding
Source: RefSeq, a predicted model, not a curated record